Molecule: messenger RNA, 7244 nt
Organism: Meleagris gallopavo (turkey)
Lineage: Eukaryota; Metazoa; Chordata; Aves; Galliformes; Phasianidae
Gene: PDE1C
Product: phosphodiesterase 1C
Biological process (GO): signal transduction
Molecular function (GO): 3',5'-cyclic-nucleotide phosphodiesterase activity
Source: RefSeq, a predicted model, not a curated record
CCCAGACCUCAAUUAAGGGUUGGCAGUGGAGGCAAGGGUAUUUGGCUAGAGAUCUCUGCUUAGCUGUGGCCUUUUGAAGAGACUUGUUGCUCGUGUAAGAAGUGGAUGGUUGAUGAUGUACUGUAAUCUUGGGUUGAUUCAUUAUAUCCCGACUGAUUGAAACACUCAGCUUGCAUUGGAAGGGCUGAAAUCCGAGGGCAAAUCAGAAGCCUCGAGAGCAAGGGGAGUCAUGGAACCGGGACCCUUCAUCUUUCCCUGACUGCGCGCUGAACUCCUACGCGGAACUGACAGAUACAGCUGUCUUAUCGACUCGGUAGCUUAGCCGUGGGUUUGGCUAACGAGCCGCUGCCCGAGGCUGGGCCGGGCCGGCACAUCGGUGCGCGCUGGGGGAGGAGAAAGCGGCUGGGAGCGUGCUUGGCUCCCCGCACCGGAGAUGUGCGCGGCUGGCUGCGAGGGCUGGCGCUAGCGGCGGAGCGGUGGACACCGGCACGGAGCACCGGCACAGAGCCCUGCGUGCCGCUGCCGCGGGGAGACAGCCUGAGCCGGAGGGACAAGCUGGAGGGAUCAUGACAGAGCCAAGCAGCAGAAAGGAAGGGUUUAAAAAAUGCCGGAGCGCUACUUUCAGCAUCGAUGGCUAUAGCUUUACUAUUGUUGCAAAUGAGACGGGUGACAAAAAUGCACGGCCACUUUCACGAUUUGCCCGGUCUAAAUCACAGAACUGCUUGUGGAACACCAUUAUCGGUGGGCUGACUGGCAACCUCAAGGAAAGACCAAAGCCCACCAUCAUCAGUGACCCCAGACCUCCUGAAGAGAUCCUUGCAGAUGAGCUGCCACCUGUGGACAGUCCCGAGGCAUUGGUGAAAGCAUCUUUCAGAUUGCGAUCUUUGGUAAAGCAGCUAGAAAGAGGGGAAGCUUCCGUUGUAGACCUAAAGAAAAACUUGGAAUAUGCUGCGACGGUCCUUGAGUCAGUAUACAUUGACGAAACUAGGCGUUUACUGGACACAGAAGAUGAACUCAGUGAUAUCCAAUCUGACUCCGUGCCCUCAGAGGUCCGGGACUGGUUGGCUUCUACUUUCACACGGCAAAUGGGGAUGAUGCUCAAAAGGACAGAGGAGAAACCCCGGUUCAGGAGUAUUGUCCAUGCUGUACAAGCUGGGAUAUUUGUGGAAAGAAUGUACAGGCGGACGUCCAAUAUGGUUGGCUUGAGCUACCCACCAGCUGUAAUUGGAGUGCUAAAGAAUGUAGACAAGUGGUCCUUCGAUGUGUUUGCACUAAACGAUGCCAGUGGAGAUCAUGCACUGAAAUUCAUUUUCUAUGAACUUCUCACACGCUAUGAUCUGAUCAAUCGUUUCAAGAUUCCCAUUUCUGCCCUGGUGUCCUUCGUGGAAGCUCUGGAGGUUGGAUACAGCAAACACAAAAAUCCUUAUCACAACCUAAUGCAUGCUGCAGAUGUGACACAAACAGUCCAUUACCUCCUUUUCAAGACAGGUGUAGUGCACUGGCUGACAGAGCUGGAGAUCUUCGCCAUGAUCUUUGCAGCUGCUAUCCAUGAUUAUGAACACACAGGAACCACCAACAAUUUUCACAUCCAAACACGGUCAGACUCAGCCAUUCUGUAUAAUGACCGGUCUGUGCUUGAAAAUCACCAUGUUAGUGCAGCAUAUCGUCUUUUACAAGAUGAUGAAGAGAUGAAUAUUUUAUCUAAUCUCUCAAAAGACGACUGGAGGGAGUUCAGAGCUCUGGUGAUUGAGAUGGUGUUAGCCACCGAUAUGUCCUGUCACUUCCAGCAAAUCAAAGCCAUGAAGAAUGCUCUGCAGCAGCCAGAAGGAAUUGACAAGCCGAAAGCCUUAUCACUGUUGUUGCAUACAGCAGAUAUCAGUCAUCCAGCCAAGGCCUGGGACCUCCAUCACCGCUGGACCAUGUCUCUGCUAGAGGAGUUCUUCAGACAGGGUGACAAAGAAGCUGAACUAGGGCUUCCCUUCUCUCCACUGUGUGACCGCAAGUCCACUAUGGUUGCUCAGUCUCAAAUAGGUUUCAUUGAUUUCAUCGUGGAACCCACUUUUACUGUGCUGACUGAUAUGACUGAGAAGAUUGUGACACCGCUCAUAGAUGAAGCUUCCCGUUCUGGCAUGUCUGGGUUCAGACGUUCCAGUCUGAAUAGCAUUAGUCCCUCUGAAGUUAAGAGAUCAAGUGUCAAGAGCACUGGGUCAGAAGGAAGUGCCUCACUCAACUGCUCCAUACUCACUGUGGACUUCAAAUGUUUUAAAGCCACCUGGACUGAGGUGGUGCAACAGAACCGGGAGAAAUGGAAAGCACAAGCCACCAAAGAAGAAAAAGCUAAGAAAGAAGCAGAGGAAAGUGUUCAUCAGGGAACAGAUGAAAAGAAAACAGAUGAAAAGGAUGAGAAGCCAACUGAAGAUGCCACAGCAGCAAAGACGGAGAACAGCAAAGAACCAAAUCUUGGGGAAAACAAAAGUUCAGAUUCCAAUGAAAAUUCCCACUUAAAUGGGACUGGGCAAACUGGAGUGACCAGAUAUGAAGCUUCUCAAGGAAAAAGUGCUCCUAGGACAGAUAAGGGAAUGGAUUCUCAUCACACAUCGAGAGAAGAGAAACAUGUCCAGAAUGGUGAAAUAAAGGAAGACAGUAUGGCAGACAAAAAAGAUCAAUCUAGUGUGGGAAAUGAAUCAAAGAAAACAGAUGGUCCAGCACGACUUUUGGGAAUCUCACUGGGCUCUGGUCCCUCAGCAAACCGCCUCACGCUGCCAGCCAUCAAACCUCAGCUGUGUCACCUCAACAGGCCCACCCACAGCUCAGGACCCUAUUUUCCAGCCUUCCACAAGAAAUCAGAGGAACAUCCUGUGAGGUAUAAACUCCUUGACCAAAGGGGAAGGAUGAAAAAGAUCCAAAACAUUUCCCAGAGCUGGACUAGGAAAUAGCAGAAGAGCUGAAGAGGCAUCCAUCUGGAAUGAAGCUCCUCACGGGCUGGUGAAGGAUGCUGUGCAACCAUUGCAUGGGCCACACUGCAUGUACAGUACAGCAGCUGUUAAUCCUAGAUAAAUGCAAGUGUGGAAUUUAACUAAAUAUAAUGAACAUUUUCCUAGAAAUGUUCCCAAUAGUCUGCUUAUUUUUAAAGCAUACACUCACCUAGUAAUAAAAUAUUGGACUGUUACCUUAAAAUGCAAUUGUAUACCACUGUUUCAUGUCAAAUUAAGGAAGCCAAUGCUUUUUUAAAUUGUUGAGCUUGUUAUAAUGUUCUCACUGUGACUUGCUGCCUAGCACAGGUAAUACAACUCCCAUUUCAGGCAGUGUAAAAAAGAUUUUCCUUGCCAAAUUGAAUGUUCUCCUACCAUAGUGCGGUAGGUGCUCAGGAGAAUGAAGGUAUGAGGUUGGAAUAUAAAUUGUUUCACUCGCUAGGGAAAAGAAGACAUAGCAGGACAUUAAAAUUGUGCCUCGUGUGACCUCAGCUGUAUGUUUAUUAGUUCUUUGCCAUUAAUUUAUCUGAAUGAGAUCCCACGUGUUCUUGUGGUGCACAGUAUCCCAUGCACCUCAGAUUCUUCACUCUGUGAAGGAUUUGCUCUCAUUCCUACAUUUUAUGCUGUGAGAAACAGUGGCAAAUAACUCCCUUUCUUCUUCAUGCCCCUGGUGAUUUAUAUCAGCUCUCCCAGCUGAUGAAGUCUGUUCUGUUUCUACUGUCCUCACAGUGAAACCUACUUAUUCUACUUUUUAUCUUCCUCGCUGUUCUUCUCUUUAUCUUUUUUAAUCUCUAUUUGAGAAGACCUGAACUGCACAUGAUACUCAUAAUGCAGGUAUACCAGAAAUUCUGCCAAUUACACUGAAGUAAGCUUCCUCUUCUUCUUUCUUCUUCUUCUCCUUCUUUUCUUUUUUUUUUCUUUUUUACCUUACUUUCCUUAUUUCUCUGCCCUGCUUGUCGUCUUUUUCUACCAGCACCUUUUCCAAACCACAUCUUCUGGAUAAGCACAGUGGAUAGCAGAGAGUUUCAUUCUCCCAUACUGUGAAGGCUGACCAUUUUAUGCCUUCCCCAUAACCCCCACAGUUGAUCAGUUAUUUAUCCAUGUUCAGUUCAUAUGUUAAGAUCUUCUCUCAGUCGGUGACAGAUCAGUAGCUUCUCAACAUAUCUUCUGGAAAUCCCUAUGGCUUCCUCUGGAGAAGUCUCAAAAGAUGUGUGAGGCAGGGUUUCUCCUGUAAAAACUGCACUAAUCUCUCUAUGUUGUAUCUACGGCUGCAUCGAUUAAUUCUAUUAUUCAGAUCUCCUAAAAGUCGAUUCAUUGUGAAAUCAUAUUCUGAUACAUACAUAUCAGAAUGUCCGACAUCAAAACUGCACCAGUGUAUGCAAGUAACACUGAUGUAUGAGAGUUACAGUACAACACAGCUGGCUUGUUGCUGAUGAACAGAUCUGGGGCAUCCUCUCCUGUCUGUUAGAGAUCACUGCAGUUCCAGAUGUACUUGCCCUGAGUGGCAUCUUUCCAUAGCGCUACCCUAGAAAUGUCCACAAACACAUCCAACAGCUGACCAAGCACUCUGAUGUCCCUGUGUCACUUAUUUUUGUCUGCUUGUUUAAUAUUUGUGAUGUUGACCUUAAGCACUAUCAGAACUCAUGACUCUAGCAGCCGGCCUGGAUUACUGCCUAAACUGAAUGCAAAGAGGAAUGCACUUCAAAGCCAUCUGUUUAUGAAAUGGGAAUAUAACUCUAGGAAUUUCCUGAGAAUUAUAUUUUGCUGUAGAGUACCCCGCAAUGUUUUACAUAAGCAGGCUGUAUGGAAACUCAAAAUUAUACUGUUCUUCCAAAUGCGUUUUCUGUCUGUGUUGUUUCCUUCACUUCAGGACAGUUUACCAGCUAACAUAGUCCUGUGCCAUCAACAUCUUAAAUGGGAUUGGUUUUUGUCCUUAUUCUCCUGACUCACACUCUGUCAUGAAGCACAGAUAAGUCACAAUCUUGAUUUUACUCCUGGGUAGUUAAGGCACAGGGAAAUGAACUGAUUUAUCUGGGGCCUCACAGGGAGUAUACCUGGCUGCUGGAAACUUAAUCCCAUUCUGAUCAGAUUCUUCUUUGCUCACAUUCUUCUUCGCUCACAUUCUUCUUCAACCGAACCCACGCUGUGCUGUGUUGCUCUCUAAUGGAGUCCCUACUAGAAAGUCAGUAUAUUCACCUGAGUGGCAUAAAGAGGUUUUAUGUUUCAUUCUUCCUGGAGCUAGGGCAGGUGAAGGCAGAUUGUGGCAGACUGUGAUGUGCAUUAGAAAGAUGUCUCGUGAUGUCCCUUCCCUCUUCUAAAGCUUCCUGCUUUAGAUCUAACAAGUACUUUAAAGAGAGGGAGAAAGGAUGUUUGUGCAGACUGCUCCUUGAAAAUGUUGGGCAUGUCAUGAAAACUACUCCUAAGGGAAACUGGUUGUGUUAAUGGCAUCCAGCCCGGUGCACAGAAUGUAUGCUUGGAGAGGAUGUGCUCCUCUGCUCAGUCCAACCCCGCCAUCUAGCGUACACCAAAAGGCAAUUUUCUAGCUAUGAAGUUUAGAAGGGGAAUCUGUGUUAUUUGAGGGAGAGCUAGCUUUGCAACGCGCUCUACUUUUUGUUUUUAUUUUUAUUUUUUAAUCUCAGUGAUUUCUGAAAUAACCACUUGCUAGCAACGUAGAAUCUGGUCCAGAGUGACCCCUAAUGCCAUUUAGAUUUUAUUAUGAAUUAUUCAUUGCAAUUGCGUAAUUUAUUGUGUUUGGUUUUGUUUGUUUCUUUGCUUGCUUUUCCUGUUCAGGGUAUUUGUGAACUGAGUCUUUGCUUGGUCGCUAUGCAAGUAAGUUUGGUGCUGGUUUUUGAGAGGGAGUUUUUGUUGUUGUUGUUUUCUUUUUGUCUGUUUGUUUGUUUUAGAAAAGAAAGUCUGAAUUGAAAACCUAAAUGUUCAGAUCUAUGCUGAGUGAGGCACAGGGAGGCCUCCAUCGUUCCAUAUGUUUUAUGUAGUUCUGUAAACAAGUAAAGAAUAGGAAAGAAGAUUGGUUCCCAUGUCCUCAAGGGCAAUCAGAGCUGCAAAAACAGAGAUUGGAGGAGAAAGGGGAGGAGGAGGAACAAGGGGCUUUGUCUCAGCAUCAUGAAUGAGUCAUUCAUGGGUCUUUUUAGGUGACGAAGCAGAUGGGUUCACAAGGCACAUUUGGUUCUGGACAGGACAUGUCCCCACCUCCUUCUCCCUUCUUGUGGCCUUUUCUUCAGUCCUGCUGCUCAGCUGACUGAUCAGCAUGAGUCCUUCAGGCUGAUCCCUAGCUAUCUUCUUCCAUGUACUCCGUGUGGGGCCGCAAUGAGUGAAGAGAAAUUGUCUUGGUGUGCACAUAAAAUACACAAUGUAGUUAACGUACAAGUCAUGUGUAAAUCAUAAAACUUAUUUUUUUAUUUUCUUAUUAAACAAAAGCAGAGGGCAACAAAAUAAUAAAACUAGUGGGAUAUUUGACUUGUUUUUAAGAAACUAAUGCACCAGUGUCUGGUUCAAUGGAAGGGAGGUCUGUGUCCUCCCCAGGGUAUCCAAACUCAGCCAAGUUUGACUGAAUCAAACACACAGCACCAACAAUCAGUCCUCUAAAUGUGCCAUCUGCACCAGAGGCCUUCACGAAAAAUCAUGAGCCAAAGGCAAAAAAGCUAUGAAUGAGCUGAGAUGGGACCCUGCCCCAAAGCUCUCUUUUCAAUACCCCUAUUCCCGAGAUUGCAGAGAUCCAAGCUGCUUAUUUAGAGCCGUGACUGAUACCCAGCUGUUCUUUGUGUGCUGCCAUGGAAGGCCUGACUUCACCUUAAACAAGGAGAGAACAGGCUGAGGACAGCAAACCCUAAUUGCUCUUCUUUUCCUUGGGGUGAAGACCCCACCACCAGGUCGCAAGGACCUCACAGGCCUUCCAAUGCACUGCCCUGCAGUCCCAGUGUGACUGCCCAGAGGACUGUGGGCCCUCUUCUCCCUGUCUCUCCUUGGAGAUCAUGUUAGAAGAGGUGCCACCUUCUCACACUCAGGGGCAUUGGUGAGGGAUGGGAAAGGACAGCUGAUACAACCCUUGAAACUAAACAGUUUUUAAUGACUGCAUCUCCUUGGUUGUCUGUGAGGUGUCAGUAUGCUUUGUCCCCUCUCCGCUACUGUCUGGUACCAGGACAACUCCAUCCCUGAAGGCAGCUUCAGGGUGCUCAAGAACCCCUGCCCUGACCCUCUUGGUACGUUCCAGGCAGCUGCAGGGUGGUUGAGAACCCCCAGCACUGCCUCCCUCCC